UCGUCCUUUUCAAACAAUUUCCCCAAAAAUAUCGACUUUUUUCUUUUGGGUAAUUCUUUGCGCUGCCUCCCGUCGUUCGCCUCCUCCUGGUGGUGGCGUUUCUUUCUUCCAUAAUACUGUUAAUACAUAUUUAUUAGUUUCGCAAGAUUUAAUUGGCUGAAUAACUUACUCAGCCGCCGCCGCAGAUCUGUUUUUGUACUUCUAACAAACAAACAAGAAAAUUCAGAGGAUAAUAUUAAAAGCAAACUGGAAAUUUUAGGAGGAAAAUUUAUCUUCGUCGUUCUUUAAGAUUCUUGGGGGAUUUUUUUAAUAAAAAAAUUGAGAGAAAUGGAUUUGGAUCAGUGGAUAACAAAGGUGAAGGAAGGGCAGCAUCUUUUGGAGGACGAGCUUCAGCUUCUCUGCGAAUACGUGAAAGAGAUCCUUAUUGAGGAGUCCAAUGUGCAGCCCGUCAACAGUCCUGUCACUGUCUGUGGUGAUAUUCAUGGCCAAUUUCACGAUCUUAUCAAGCUUUUCAAUACUGGAGGUCAUGUUCCUGAGACUAAUUAUAUUUUUAUGGGAGAUUUUGUCGACAGAGGUUAUAACAGUCUCGAAGUUUUCACUAUUCUUUUGCUUCUUAAAGCCAGGUACCCAGCCAAUAUUACACUUUUGCGUGGAAAUCAUGAAAGUAGGCAGCUGACUCAGGUAUAUGGUUUCUAUGAUGAGUGCCAGAGGAAGUACGGUAAUGCAAAUGCAUGGCGGUAUUGUACUGAUGUCUUUGAUUAUUUAACACUCUCAGCAAUUAUAGAUGGCACUGUGCUUUGUGUUCACGGCGGCCUCUCUCCUGACAUUCGAACAAUUGAUCAGAUAAGAGUAAUUGAACGCAAUUGUGAGAUCCCACAUGAAGGGCCAUUCUGUGAUCUAAUGUGGAGUGAUCCUGAAGAUAUUGAAACAUGGGCAGUUAGUCCACGAGGAGCAGGCUGGCUUUUUGGAUCCAGGGUUACUUCUGAGUUCAAUCACAUUAAUAAUCUUGAUCUGGUUUGUCGGGCACACCAACUUGUACAAGAAGGUCUUAAAUACAUGUUUCAAGAUAAAGGCUUAGUAACCGUUUGGUCUGCUCCAAAUUAUUGCUACCGUUGUGGGAAUGUAGCUUCUAUCUUGAGCUUCAAUGAGAACAUGGAGAGAGAGGUGAAGUUUUUCACAGAAACAGAGGAGAACAACCAGAUGAGAGGGCCAAGGACAGGAGUUCCAUAUUUCUUAUGAUGAGGGAAUCAUUUGCUGAAUUAUUAAGUGUAAAAUUGUGCCUACUUGAAGGGAAUUGUAAUGGAAAGCCAAUAGAGUACAUCUACAAUUUACAUGUUUUGUUGCAGGUGGACCUUGGGUGGACAUUUUCCAUUCACUUAAAAAGGCUGCUUUUUAGGGUUUGUGGCUUGUGUAUUAGAAUUCUUUACAGUUACACUGUUUUGUUUUUAAUGUUAUUAGAAGUCAUUUCCUUUU
Mercurialis annua (annual mercury) is the source of this 1473-nucleotide messenger RNA. Its product is annotated as phytochrome-associated serine/threonine-protein phosphatase. Gene Ontology annotation, biological process: peptidyl-serine dephosphorylation. Bases 328 to 1239 code for a protein of 303 amino acids. The transcript is spliced from 10 exons. The record is from RefSeq and is a predicted model, not a curated record. Gene Ontology annotation, molecular function: protein serine/threonine phosphatase activity. Lineage: Eukaryota; Viridiplantae; Streptophyta; Magnoliopsida; Malpighiales; Euphorbiaceae. Gene Ontology annotation, cellular component: cytoplasm.